CUCAUCCAUUCUCCUCGCAGUUUGCAGUCGCACGCACAUCCAAACUCCCGAGUCCCUUUGUCUCGCCGCUCUCGCGACCUCCGCUCCUGCUCUACACCGUCCGCGAGCUAGAAAGCACGAGUCCCAGACCCGAACCAUGGAGUUCAGCGGUGACAUCGACGACUUCUCCCUCCAGCUCAUCCGCGAUCAGCUUCUCGGCGGCGAGGCCUACCUCCCCGUCCCCGGUGGCGGGGCGUAUGACACUGCCGCGUCGACGGCGCAUCCCGCGCAGGCGGCGUUCCAGCCCACGGCGUUCAUGCCGCAGAAGCAGCAGGUGGCAUACGUGGACUUGACGCAUGAGUACGCGGAUGCCACUGCCGCCGCGGCGGAGGCGGCUUUCCAGGCGGAGCCGGUGAUGAUACGGUUCGGGGGCGAGACGUCCCGGGUGUCGGACCUCCGGAGGCCGUCGCUGAUGAUCUCUCUACCACCGCCCUCCCACGCUUGGGGCGCGGCGGCUGCUCCUCUGCCGGGACAGGCCGCUGCAGUGGCCUUGGACGUGAACGACUUCCGCAAGUACCGCGGCGUGCGGCAGCGGCCGUGGGGCAAGUUUGCGGCGGAGAUCCGCGACCCCAAGAAGCGCGGCUCGCGCGUGUGGCUCGGCACAUACGACACCGCCAUCGAGGCCGCGCGAGCCUACGACCGUGCCGCCUUCAAGAUGCGCGGCGCCAAGGCGAUCCUCAACUUCCCGAACGAGGUCGGCUCCCGCGGCGCGGACUUCCUGGCCCCGCCGCCCCCGCCUCCGCCGACCACGGCGACGUCCAACAACAAACGGAAGCUGCACGACGCCCACCCCGACGUCGAGGCGGCGGCCGGGGAGCCUGCAGCAAAGUCCGUCAAGGCCGAGGCGUUCGGAUCGCCGGCGUCGUCGCUGACGUGGCUGUCCCCCGCGACAACCACGGCCUCCACGGUGACGUCCUCGUCAUCGUCGACGGAGGCUGGAGCCCACGAGAUGUUCCCGAUGACGCCGUCGAGCUGGACGUGGGAGCAGUGGGAGGGCGUGUUCGGGAGUCUGUCGCCGCUCUCGCCGCACCCGCAGCUCGGCUUCCCGGAGGUCACCGUUAAUUAAGCGGCUAUUGGCCAUUUAAGCAUGAUUAGGUGCAAAUACGUUAAUAAUUAGCGGUUUUAGUUAUGGACGGCCUUCGCUUUGGACUCAUCUUGGGAGGCUUGGCGUUGCAUGUGUACAGAAUGGAGGAGAUGACAGACUAUUAGGACAUGUGCCGGUGAACAUUCAACAGUGAACUAUAUAUACAUCGACAUAGAUCAAUAGAUGUGGAGAUAUAUACAUAUAUAUGGUGAUAAUAAUAUCAGAAAUAUGAUGGUAUGAGGUGUUUGAUGUGAUAUCGUACAUCAAGUAAAGAGUGUACGUGCUUAUUGUUGUUUCUUA
This is a messenger RNA of Phragmites australis (common reed), 1423 nucleotides long. Its product is annotated as ethylene-responsive transcription factor ERF104-like. Gene Ontology annotation, biological process: regulation of DNA-templated transcription; ethylene-activated signaling pathway. Gene Ontology annotation, molecular function: DNA binding; DNA-binding transcription factor activity. Lineage: Eukaryota; Viridiplantae; Streptophyta; Magnoliopsida; Poales; Poaceae. The coding region runs from base 137 to 1105 and encodes 322 amino acids. The transcript has a single exon. The record is from RefSeq and is a predicted model, not a curated record.